This is a messenger RNA of Diaporthe amygdali, 795 nucleotides long. RefSeq lists its product as uncharacterized. The transcript is spliced from 3 exons. NCBI's taxonomy places the organism in Eukaryota, Fungi, Ascomycota, Sordariomycetes, Diaporthales, Diaporthaceae. The coding region runs from base 1 to 795 and encodes 264 amino acids. The record is from RefSeq and is a predicted model, not a curated record.
AUGCCUUUCACGUACAAGUCAGUUCUUAUCGUCGGUGCCACCUCGGGCAUCGGUGCUGGCUUGGCUGACAAGCUGGUGGCCGAGGGCUCCAAAGUCAUCGCCGUCGGCCGGCGCCAAGAUAGACUGGACGAGUUCGUCAAGAAGCACAACUCUGCCAAAGCCGCCGCCAUUAGAUAUGACAUAACCGACAAUGCGGGGCUGGAUGCUUUUGUCAACGAGGUGGUCACGAAGCACCCUGAUUUAGACGCCGUUUUCCUGAAUGCUGGCAUCCAGAGCCGGACACGUCUGUCGCGUGCUGCUGAGUUCGACCUUGCCAGCUUCCACCACGAGAUCAACGUUAACUUCACCUGCAUUGUGAACCUCUCGAUCAAGUUUUUGCCCCACUUGCAGGCCAAGACGGAGCCCACCGGCCUCAUCAUUACGGGCACCCACCUAGGCCUUGUCCCGGCCCCUACCCUAGCGGCGUACUCAGCUUCCAAGGCGGCCCUGACCUCUUUCGUCGAUUGCCUCCGUGACCAGAACCGUCACAAGCCCACCAAGAUUGUUGAGAUUUACCCUCCAGUAGUGCAAUCUGAGCUCCACGAUUAUUUGGGUGAAAAGCUAGGUCGUUCAUUCGGCAUGCCGAUUGACCAAUUCACUGAGGCGGCGUACAAUGAGUUGCUCAAGGGAGAGGACCUUAUCGUUAUAGGAUCAAUUGCUACCGAGCCACGCGAGACUUACAUGGAGCUUGUCGAGAAGCGAAGACAGAUCUACAGCAAGUUGUCAUCUGUAAUGCUGGCGCGAUUUGAACUGUAA